Cryptotermes secundus is the source of this 2797-nucleotide messenger RNA. Its product is annotated as laccase-4. Lineage: Eukaryota; Metazoa; Arthropoda; Insecta; Blattodea; Kalotermitidae. The record is from RefSeq and is a predicted model, not a curated record. Gene Ontology annotation, molecular function: copper ion binding; oxidoreductase activity. The coding region runs from base 48 to 2015 and encodes 655 amino acids. Gene Ontology annotation, cellular component: plasma membrane. The transcript is spliced from 11 exons. Gene Ontology annotation, biological process: iron ion transport.
UGCCGAAUGGAGCAAGCAGAGUGCUCGUGUUAAGUGACACAAAAGCGAUGGGUGCGCGGGACAGGACCUCGCGUGUUACCUAUACAGCAAUGUCAUUCAGAAGUACAGCAUUUCGAGCGUCUAUUUUCUUUGGAUUAGCUACAGUCGUUGCUGCCAUACUUUGGUUCACACCGCCUCCACAUCCGGACUUCGCUUCCUGCGAAAGGCCGUGCAAAGAACUCGACUGGCCGAUGAUCUGUCGGAUUAAAUUGACACUUGAAGUCUACCAGACAUUCAGUAGGUCGUGCGGUAACUGUCCACACAAUGCUUCCGAUUGCUUCAGGAAGUUCUGUGUCACGGCUGAUGGAUUCCAGAGAGGGCUACUCACAGCCAACCGACAGAUGCCAGGGCCAGUCAUACAGGUUUGUGAGAACGACAUAUUGUUGGUGGAUGUCGUCAAUCGGGUGCCGGGACAGGGGUUUGGAAUCCAUUGGCGGGGCCAGCCGCAGAAGGAGACUCCGGUGAUGGAUGGCGUGCCCAUGGUGACACAGUGUCCCAUCCCGAGUUCAACUACAUUCCAAUACAAGUUUCGUGCCUCGCGAGCUGGAACACACUUGUGGCACGCUCAAACAGGAGUUCAGCUUACGGAUGGGAUAUUCGGCGCCCUGAUUGUCCGACAGUCAGCAGGACGAGAUCCUCACUUCAAGGAGUACGAUGUUGAUGACCCGAAUCACGUGAUCGUGAUCAAUGAAUGGAGCCAUGGGUUCGCGAUCCAGCGGCUCCUGGAGUCCAACCCUGGCACUAGCUCUGCAUCUCUUCUGAUCAAUGGUCGCUCCCAAGCAAAGCAGCUAGACGGAUCGGAACACUUGGAUGCACCGCUGUCCACUUUCACCGUGUCUCCAGGCAACAGGUACAGGUUUCGUGUGGCAUACGCUGGGGGCGACAGAGCUUGCCCUGUCACUGUGAGUGUUGCCAGCCACACGUUACGCGUCAUCUCGCUGGAUGGCAACCCCAUAACCCCGCGAGAGAUCACAUCCGUUGUUAUGGCGGCAGGCGAAAGAACGGACUUUGUGCUGACCGCUGACCAGCCCGUCUCAAAUUACUGGCUUCAUGUCAGCGCUGCUGAAGAUUGUGACUCUUCGACCGUUAGGGGGGCAGCCAUACUUCGAUACGAGGGGGCUCCUGAAGGCUCUGAGCCAAUUUCUCCGACAGAAUCAAGCCUUGAACUGGGAUCAGGCAGUUCGACACUUCUCAAUACCGUUACCGGCAAAUGCACCACGCCAGAGGAGAAAGGAGGCAUUGUGUGUCUUCCAGAUAUAAAAUCCCUUCACAAGAUGCGGCACGAAUUGAUGGAAAAGAAAGUGGAUAUCACCCUGUACCUGGCGUUUGGUUUCAAACAAUUCUCUGGAGAGAACCCUGCUAGUUAUCCGCGCCAAGGAGUCAGCAGGGUGGCCCAUGUGUUCGUCCCUCAGCUCAACAACUUCACCUUCAUCUUUCCAUCGUCACCCCUGCUGACCCAGGCAGAGGACGUGGAUCAUGAUCUCAUGUGUCGGAAAGAGACACUGCCGCUCCGAUGCCAGAGCCAACCGAUUUGCGAUUGCGUACAUGUCAUCGACCUGCCACUGAGAGGCACAGUCGAGCUCAUCCUUGUGGACCAAGGUGGGGGUGGGAGCGAUGCCAGCCACGUGUUGCAUCUGCAUGGGUACAGUUUCUACGUGGUAGGUGUCGCGCAGUUGGAGGGACCCACCGAUCUGCCACGUAUACAGCAGCUUGACAGUGAGGGCUCGCUUGUAACCAGAAAUCUAGUCAACCCCGUACUUAAGGACACAGUUACUGUGCCCCACAAGGGGGUAUCUGUCCUUCGCUUCAAGGCAGACAAUCCAGGAUAUUGGCUGCUACACGAUCAGCACGUCUCGAACUGGGAAAAUGGAUUCGACGUUAUAUUUCACGUGGGAGGACCCAACGAUGUGCCGACACCCCCAAAAGAUUUCCCGCGCUGUGGAAGUUGGGUGGGACCUGAAUUCUUUCUCAUAUGAAGAGUGUGAUGUAUAGAGAUUCGAAUGAACGACACUGAGUCAUCUGUUGUUGCCACUUAGAACUAGGAUCGGGGUACACGUAAAGCCGAGGCCUGAAUUGUAUUCUGAAACGUAAUUCGUAGUUCUGAAAUUUCAGUUCAGAUUUUCACUCCUUCUGAGUGAUCAGAAAUAAGGCCAUCUGCUUUUCCUCGCUCAAUUCGGUACGUCCAGUUAUGUACAUACAUUCAGAAAACAUUUUAAUAAAAUAGCAAUACACUGAUACUCUGUAUACCUAUAUAGAGAAUUUCAAAAUGUCUGUGGCAGUCAUUGAUUCAUUGCAUUAUAGAUGUACUCGAUAUCGCUGUAAAUGGGCGAAUUUUGGGUCUAGUCCAGCCAGCGAAUACUUAGAACACGAAACAGAUACUCCUAAGUUGUGCACUCACAAACGUAAGUGUGAUGUCUCGGACAUUCACCGCAGAAAACCACACAUCAGGUGCUUACCCCGGGGAACCAGCGAGAUCAUCUUCCAGCAGGAUGCGAUCUUGUGAGGCAGCCACUGAAUGUCCCUUUUCCCAGUUAACGGACUCUUGGAGGAGGGCAGACUUCAUGGCUUCCUUGUUCGUCCUAUCUCAAUGAAAUUUAUCAUUUUCGGGUGAUGUCAAAAGUAACGUCGCUCUAGCAAAUAAAAGGAAAAGUUUCCAUAGCUAUAGUUACCCUAGAAGGGUUGAAUGAGGUCAUUGGAUUUUUCCAUUGACCUAAUCAUUCCAGCCGCAUUAUGGCCCUGGGGUCGACUCAGCCUCUAA